Messenger RNA from Vigna angularis (adzuki bean), 2339 nucleotides. RefSeq lists its product as uncharacterized. The transcript has 4 exons. Gene Ontology annotation, molecular function: zinc ion binding. Bases 1221 to 2339 code for a protein of 372 amino acids. Lineage: Eukaryota; Viridiplantae; Streptophyta; Magnoliopsida; Fabales; Fabaceae. The record is from RefSeq and is a predicted model, not a curated record.
UGUAGGGAGUGGCUGCAGUGGAGGUGGAGGAACUGGGUGGAGUGGAGGAAGAAGUAGAACUGCAUAGUGAGGAAGAAGUAGAACUGCACAGUGAGGAAGAAGUAGAACUACACAGUGAGGAAGAAGUAGAACUGCACAGUAAGGAAGAAGUGCAAGUGGAUACUGAGGAUGAAGCACAUAUUAUUGGUGAAGAGAACUUGGAGGAGGUAGGUGAUUUGGGUAUUGAUUUGGACAAUAGUGAUUCAGAAUACAGGAUGGAAGACAGUGAUAACGAAGGACAAGGACAUGGUAGGGGAUUGUCAGAUGAUGAAUGGGAGUCAGAUGUGCUGUUAACUCCAGAUAAUAGUGGAAGUGAGGAGGAUGACACUGAGGACAGACCAAGUAGAGGUCCCUUUCCUACAUAUGGGAAAAAGAAGUCAAUGUUAGAUUACAAAUGGGAACUUGGUACUAUAUUUACUGAUAAGGAUGAGUUUAAGGAAGCCAUUAGAAGCUAUGCUAUUCAUGUUAGGAGGGCUCUUAAGUUUGUAAAAAAUAAUAACCGUAGGGUAAGGGUGAGAUGCAUGGGUGGGCAAAAAAAGUGUCCAUGGGUAGCUUACUGUGGGUAUUUGUCAUCACACAAGAUUUGGCAGUUAAGGAAGAUUGUUGAUGUUCAUUCUUGCAGCAGACAAUUGAACAUUAAAAUGAUGAAUAGUAAGUGGUUGAGUCAUGAAAUAGAUAAGUCUUUACAUGAGAAUCCUAGUAUAAGGGUCCAAGACAUACAUACUAAAGCAUUAAGGAAAUGGAACACCAAUGUAUCAAUUUCUAAAGCAAGAAGGGCGAAGUUAAUGGCAUCAAGUCAACGUGAAGGGGAUUUUAAAGAACAAUUUCAAAGGAUUUAUGACUACGCACAUGAGGUAUUGAGAAGUAACCCAGGGUCAACGGUUAAGGUUAAAGUGAACAGUGAUAAUGGUCAGUCCAUAUUCAAGAGAUGUUAUGUUUGUCUUAAAGCAUGUAAGGACAUUUUUAUUAGUUGUAGGCCCAUUAUCUGUUUAGAUGGGUGUUUUUUGAAAGGUCUUUAUAAGAGAGAGCUGCUUAUUGCUGUUGGGAGGGAUCCAAAUGAGCAAAUGCUACCCCUUGCAUAUGCAGUAGUUGAAGUCGAAAAUAAAGAUAGUUAGUCCUGGAUUUUGCAAUUAUUGGUUGAAGACCUUGGGGGCAAUGAAGUUUGUGGGGCGUACACGUGGAUGUCUGACCAGCAAAAGGGGUUGGUGCCAGUUAUCCAAGAGCUUUUGCCUAGGGCAGAACAAAGAUUCUGCAUCAGGCACCUUUAUGCUAACUUUAGGAAAAGAUUUUCUGGUCAGAUAUUGAAGAAUUUGAUGUGGAGGGCUGCCACAAGCACAUACCCUCAAGCUUGGGAGAGAGAGAUGUUGAAUAUCAGAGUAGUGAAUGAAGAAGCAUAUAAAUACCUCAUAGUCAUUCCCCCAAGGUAUUGGUCAAGAAGUAGGUUCAGAACUCAAGCAAUGUGUGAUACUCUAGAUAACAACAUCAGUGAAGGUUUCAACAGUGUUCUUGUUCAUGCCAGAGCAAAACCCAUUAUAACCAUGUUGGAGGAUAUUAGACUGUAUUUGAUGAAAAGAUGGGCCACGAACAGAACGAAGGUGGCAUUUAUGGAUUUUGAUGUCUGUCCAAAGAUCAAAAAAAGACUUAUGAAGGAAUUUAAUUUGUCAAGAUAUUGGAUCCCAAGCUGGUCUGCAAGAAGAAUUUUUGAGGUUAGGCAUGUUUCAGUUAUUGGGAACAAGUUCACAGUGGACCUGGACAAUGAAGAAUGUAGCUGUAGGAAGUGGAUGAUCAGUGGCAUCGCAUGUUGUCAUGCAGUUGCAUCAAUGAACUAUUCAAAUGUAGACCCAAAAACUUUUAUACCAAUUUGGUUCAGGAAAUCCACAUAUGAAGAGGCAUAUGCGUCCAUCAUCUAUCCUGUGAAUGGCCACCUCCUAUGGGAAAACACUAGUUCUCCUAAUGUACUACCACCACUUAAGAGGAAGAUACUUGGGAGACCAAAGAAAAAAAUAAGAAUGGAGCCAUGGGAGCUAACUAAGGAUGAGACUCAAAUGAGUGUUGGUGGGCAGCGAAAGAAAUGUAGCAUCUGCCGUGAAGUGGGACACAACAAAAAAGUGUGCCCUUUACGUCUAGCCAUCAUAGAACCAACAGAACCAGCACAGGCACAAAGUUCACAACCCCUUGCACCUUCACAACCAUCAAGUCCCCAAUCUCCUCACCCACCACAACCAACUCAAGAUUCCAUCCGAGAUUUAACUCAACCAAUAGGAAGGAAAAAGUUAAAUAUUAGAAGAAAAGAUCCAUAG